AUGACCAAAGUUUUUGCCUCGAGCCAAACUACGAAUACCGAGAUAGUGCUUAAGCGCCAGAAACAACAGAAGAGAAGAGGAAGAGCUGUACAUGCCGUUGCUUGUUUUGGUGGCACCACAUGCUAUCUGUUUUUGAGUUCUGUUGUUAUCUUGUCUUGGGGCCAAAUAGUGGCUAAUUGGUUGGCUAUUUUUCCUCUAUCUCUACUAGAAGCCGGUUCCAUUCUGGCGAAGUAUAUAGCCAUGGCUUUGGCCGCCGGUCUGCUUUUCUGGACGACUUAUUACUUGGGUGUUUUGUACCGCUGUCUUCUUUGUUAUACUUCGCAUAAUGUUUACAAUCAGUUUGCUUAUCAUCGCUGGCUAAUCCGGUUCUUUGUCUGCAUCAAAAGAGAGCACACAACUCCGUGGAAGUUGAGACAUCUACUACUUGCCAUCCUUUUCCUGGGCGGAGUAUGGAUUGCAAUAGCUAGAGAUGGCCCGGCUCUCAAAACUAUUGGGCUUUUACUGUUUGAGCUAUCAAUACUAUUCUCGUUGGUGUAUGUGCUGGCCCGGAGUCGAUCUUGUAUUAAGUUUGGCCUUAUGCUGCGCAUGUCCAAUGUUCUAUUCUCUUGGCUAGCACGAAAAGAAGUCGUGUUUGGGUACUUCUGUGCCGGGCAAUGGCUGUUAGGCUUUACGUACCUCUUCUGGAUGGCAAUUAGUCUGUUUACUUAUUCCUCUAGCCCAUGGCUCUAUUACUCUCUAGCUGGGCACAUUUACUGGUCGGCCAGUCUCUACUAUCUGUCUGGCUUGCAUUUGGGUUACCGCUACACCGAAUACACCAUUCGCAACAACCAUCGGCCCUCUUUAUGGGCCACGCUCACCUAUCUCAUAAUUAGUACAGGCAAAGUCUUCCCUCGGCUCUGUGCAGCUGCUCUUAUCUUCCCUUUGGCCAUGAUAAGACACGUCUUUAUGGUGUUCAAACAAGCCAAUGCUAACCAAAGAAACCCCCCAGCGCCACUAUUUUAUUCCGGACUCAGUAUUCUUCCCCUGUGCCUUCACCAACUGGAAGCCCACUAUCUUUCCUAUAUUCUGAACAAGAGCUUCUUUAAAACCACCACACUCUCUACCGAAACCCUUGCCACCCGAUACUGGGUUAUUUCCAAAGCCCUUGCCACUGGCCAUCACCUCGCUCUAGGCAUCCAAAUAUCCUGGCAAAUAGGUGCGUUCUUCCUGUUUGAUACUACUCUCCACGGCCCCUCUAGCAUCCUUACUAUCCCAACUUCACAUUGUUCCAUCUCUACCGCCACCAACCCAGUUGAAGCCAUGCCGCACACAUUCUGGUCUAUCUGUUUCCCAUGGCUGCUCUUCUUAUUCGCCACCUUUUUCAUCUAUAUUGGCACCCUGGCCUCUCUACUAAUGGCUUUCAAAACUCUCUUCAUUCUACGAGACAUUGGCAUGUUUGAUACUCAAAAAACCGCCGACCAUCUCUUCAACCAUGCAGUCGAGGAAAUAGAUACCGUUUUUCGUUUCUACACUUUCCGCAAACCCCCCACCAGCAACGAUACCACUACCAUCGACCACCAGAACUUCCUCUCCAAUAAAGACUUCCUCACCCGCCUGGCCAUCCUCUAA
This is a messenger RNA of Nematocida homosporus, 1608 nucleotides long. RefSeq lists its product as uncharacterized. The record is from RefSeq and is a predicted model, not a curated record. The transcript has a single exon. The coding region runs from base 1 to 1608 and encodes 535 amino acids. Lineage: Eukaryota; Fungi; Microsporidia.